UUGGAGUUGGCCGAUAGAUAUCAACGAAGUCCUCCAGCAGAAGAUCGUUGAUCGAACAAUACACUCAAAUACGUCAAAUCACCAUACUCAUAUCAUGUGUAAACAUAUUCUCAACGCGCAAGUUUCAAUUCGGUCGCCAUGCUGUCGAAAAUGGUUUGACUGUGCCGAAUGUCACCAGGAAACUGAAUCACAUCCUCUCAAGAAAACCACAGAAAUGACUUUCGCAUGCAAAAAAUGUAAAAAGGCAUUCAGGAAGGAUUUUGCCGAUGAGACAGAUGACGGAGACGAAUACUGCCCGCACUGCGAUAAUCAUUAUGUUAUUGAUGCGAUCGAGCCAAAACCAAUACUGAAAUUCGAAGGCGAGGAUGUCAGGAAGGAUAGUAGAAUGAUUAAGGAUGAUCGACUGCAAGGGAAGGAACGGAGAACGAUCUUUGAUGUGGAGGAGGCUCCAAACAAGUUGGGAUAA
This is a messenger RNA of Botrytis fragariae, 466 nucleotides long. Its product is annotated as putative zinc finger protein. The transcript has 4 exons. Gene Ontology annotation, molecular function: zinc ion binding. Gene Ontology annotation, cellular component: mitochondrial intermembrane space. The record is from RefSeq and is a predicted model, not a curated record. Gene Ontology annotation, biological process: protein import into mitochondrial intermembrane space. NCBI's taxonomy places the organism in Eukaryota, Fungi, Ascomycota, Leotiomycetes, Helotiales, Sclerotiniaceae. The coding region runs from base 95 to 466 and encodes 123 amino acids.